Messenger RNA from Ambispora gerdemannii, 1068 nucleotides. The record is from the annotation of a GenBank genome assembly. NCBI's taxonomy places the organism in Eukaryota, Fungi, Glomeromycota, Glomeromycetes, Archaeosporales, Ambisporaceae.
AUGUUCUUAUUCCCAUUAAUUUAUUCAUGUUUUAUUUUCUUUAUUCCAAUCAUAAAUGCGCAAUCAUCUUACGCGCCGAAUGGUUUACGAUUAGCAGAACACGGAACACUUAUCGACAACAAAAUUAUAUUCUUUGAUAGUGCUGACUUUGGCAUUAAUAAUACCAAUGCUUUUUCCUUAGACCUUUCUGUAAAUUGGACCACAUCAGCACCAGCAUUUACCAAAAUCGAUAAUCUAUCCAAUGCACCAACAUUUAACUAUGCUGCUUUCAGUGCGCUUAAGAAGAACGAUCGCUCGUUAAUCUAUGCUUUUGGUGGAUUGAUUCCAACCAAUAAUAGUGAUUGGACUAAAGGAACUCCCGUAAGCGACUUUUAUAAAAUCGAUGUAACGUCUUACCCAAUUUCAAUUUCGUCAGUAUCCGGAAAUACUCCAAGCGCACGCUGGGCUCUUAAUUCGAUUUUUGAUGACAACGGAAAACUUUAUAUCUGGGGUGGAGAAACGCUUGCAACAGAUCAAACCAUGUACAUAUUUGACACAUUUGACUCAAAGUGGAGCCAAAUUCUUCCUUCUUAUGUUCCUGCGCAGAGAUCACAAUAUUCGGUGACUUUUAAUGAUGACAAACUUUAUUUUAUUGGUGGCGUUUUUGCAAACACUACAGGUCAAAAAUGUGUCGAUAUUCGCGAGAUCUUGAUAUAUGAUACUCUCAAUACAGAAAAUCCGUGGACUAUAAAAAAUGCGACAAAUAAUACAUCUAUAAGUAACCGUUAUGCUCAUUCAGCUGCUUUAGAACCCAACAGACUAAAUAUUAUCCUGUAUGGUGGUUCAAAAUCGAAUGAUUCGGGAGUUCCGCCUGAUUAUUUGAUUACUUUACACUUGCAAACAUUCGAAUUUUCAGAGAUUAUAACACCAAACAAACCUAGCAUUGAAGAUAGCCGGCUGUUACAUCAUCAUCAUCACGUGGAUCCAAAUUUUCUAGCGGAUGGAGGUUCUAACUCUAUUACUUUGAAUCUAUUGUUUGAGCAAACCUUGGAACCUAUUUAUCAUUUGAUGUUAAUUUCAAACGGGUAG